AUGGUGGUUGGAAAUGGUGGUGGUAGUGAUGACGGAAAUGAUGGAGGUGGUGGUAAGAGAGAUGUAGAUGGUGCAUCAUCAUCAUCUUCAUCAUAUAAUUAUGAUGAACAGCAAGAGACUUACAUUGUUCAUGUCUCUAAAUUAGACAAACCGUCCAUUUUUGCAUCCCACCUUGAUUGGUAUACUUCCGCACUCCAAUCCCUUCCUCCUCAUCUUUCUUUGUUGUCCCAUCCUGGAGAGGUUAUCAUGUAUACUUACAACCAUGUUACCCACGGUUUCGCUGCUGGACUCACACCUUCUCAAGCCUCUUAUCUUCGUAGUUUCCCGGGAAUACUUUCGAUACUCCCUCAACGAAUUCACCAAAUCCAUACAACUCGUACUCCAAAUUUCCUUGGUCUGAAUGAAUAUUCUGGUCUAUGGGCUGACUCAAAAUACGCUAGUGACAUCAUCGUUGGAGUUCUUGAUUCCGGAAUCUGGCCUGAAAGUCAGAGUUUCAAUGACUCGGGUAUAACCGAUCCUGUGCCGAAGAAAUGGAAAGGUGUCUGUGAGACUGCACCUGAUUUUCCCAACACAUCUUGCAACAAAAAGAUAAUCGGUGCUCGAACAUAUUACAAAGGAAUUACGUUAAACGAGAAGAAAGACACAAAAUCACCAAGAGAUACAGAAGGACAUGGAACACAUACAGCAUCUACCGCUGCUGGAUCUGUUGUUAAGAAGGCUGGAUUCUAUGAAUACGGUGUUGGAGAUGCAAAAGGAAUGGCAACGAAGGCCAGAAUUGCUAUAUACAAGAUAUGCUGGAGCAAUGGAUGUGCUGAUGCUGAUAUUAUGGCUGCAAUGGAUCAAGCUGUGGCUGAUGGAGUGGAUGUGAUUUCAUUUUCUGUUGGUGCCAACGGAUUAGCAGUUCCGUAUGAUGAAGAUUCAAUUGCAAUUGCAGCAUUUGGUGCUGUGGAGAAAGGAGUACUAGUUUCUGCGGCUGCAGGCAAUGCAGGUCCUGGUCCUUCUACAACCGUUAAUAUCGCACCUUGGUUUCUAACUGUUGGAGCAUCUACAAUCGACAGAGAGUUUCCCUGUAAUGUGGUUUUAGGCGACGGUAGGAUUUUUAGUGGUGUUUCAUUAUAUUCUGGCACGCCACUUGAAAACAUAGAAACAGAAUUAGUCUUUGCUGGUGAUAUUGCUGUUGGGGAAUCUUGCGCAGAGGGGGAGCUAAAUUCAACCCAAGCCGCCGGAAAGAUUGUUCUUUGUGGUUAUGGUAAUUCCGUUGCCCAGGGAAAUGCAGUCAAAUUAGCUGGUGGUGUUGGAUUCAUUACAGCCAACCGGAUUGACUACGGGGAUGGAGUGACUGCUGAUUCACCUACAAUUCCAGGAGCUAAGGUGACCUUCAAUGAUGCGGUUGCAAUUGUGCGCUAUAUUAAAUCACAACAAAAACCAGUAGCGUCAUUCGUCUUCAGAGGAACUGUAACUGGUUCUUCUCCUUCAGCUCCUAAAGUUGCUUCAUUUUCUAGUCGUGGCCCUAACCAUAUAACACCAGAAAUUCUCAAACCGGAUGUUAUCGCACCAGGUGUUAAUAUCUUGGCUGCUUGGACUGGCGCUACUGGUCCAAAAGGCUUAGAUUUCGAUAAAAGACGGGUCGCGUUCAACAUUAUUUCUGGUACCUCCAUGGCAUGCCCUCACGUGACCGGAUUAGCUGCAAUGCUUCGGAAGGCUUAUCCUAACUGGACUCCAGCUGCAAUCAAGUCUGCUCUUAUGACUACAGCGUAUAACUCAGACAACGCAGGUAAACCAAUUACUGAUCUGGCUACUGGAAACAUUUCAAAUCCAUUCCAACAUGGUGCUGGACAUGUUGACCCCAACGAAGCCUUAAAUCCGGGUUUGGUAUACGACAUUCAACCAAGUGAUUACGAAGCGUUCCUCUGCUCCAUGGGGUACAAUCAAAAACAAAUGGCGCUCUUUAUCAAGGAUAGAAAGGUCGAUUGCGGGUUACACAAAUUGGCUGCAGGUCCAGGCGAUCUGAAUUACCCAUCCUUCUCCGUUGUUUUCAAGUCACCGAAUGACUCAGUUGUCAAGUACAAGAGAGUGGUCACUAAUGUUGGGAGGCUGGCAUUUGGAAUCUACAGAGUGAAGGUAAAAAGUCCACCAUCAGUUAAAAUCAGUGUUUGGCCAAGCUUACUUAUAUUCGCCUUGCCAAACCAGAAAUUGUCUUAUGAAGUCACAUUCAAAAGCUUGAGCAAAAAUGAUAAUACUACUAAGAUGGAGUUUGGGGCAAUCGAAUGGAUUAGUACUGUGCAUGGUACCGUGCGCAGCCCUGUUGCUGUAAUGUGGCCAGCUCCAGCUGCUGAGGCCUCUACCACUAGUUUGAUUUCCUCGAAGAAAGGAAAGAGAACUAAUCCCUAUCUAGAUGAAGAUUUGAGAACUCCCACCCCUCGUGGUAGAAUACAUUUGGAUUUCCGACACUGUGGUACUAAAAAUGCUAAAAAUGCUAGUAAUGUAAUCCAAGAUGUUAAUAAAGAGAUGAUGGAGAAUGAUGAAGAACAAAAUGAUGAUGAAGAAGAUCAAGGAAAUGAAGCCACUACAAAUGAAGAGGUUGAAAAACAAAGAAAACAAGUUGAAGAUGCAGAAGAAGAGGAGUUGGAAGAGGAAGGACAAGAGGAAGAGGAAGAAGGGGAUGAUCAUCGUGAUGCAAUUCGUCUUAUUCAUCGUCAAAAGGCUUCCAAUUGGGAUCUUUCGAAGGAGAGUCAAGAGUUUCAGGACAAGGUUAAAGAAUGCGUGUUAUGGAGAGCCCUUGAGUUGGCACAUAAGGACUUUGACACUGUUGUCGUUUCUGCAUUUCUAGAGAGGCAUUAUCCGGAGAGAUAUACCAUGCAUAUUCCAUUUGGAGAGAUGACAAUUACUCCUGAUGAUUGCAUGAGAAUCACCAUCCUACCAGUGGAAGGUAAAUGUCUUCGAGAAGGCUACAACCAAUCGAUGAGUUAUGAAGCUCUUGAGGCAUUGACUGUAAAGUGUCUAGGAUGGGAUUCAGGAAAGGCCCAAUGUGAGUUUAGACGUUCCGUGAAGGAACCUAAACGUGGAGAUGAGUAUAAUCCAAAGGAAGAAAAUAGAUCUUCGAAGAAGAUGAUGAGGAAAUUCAAGCUGGUAAGGUUAAAGGAAGCAUUUGCGGAUACAACUAAGAAGGUAAAGAGUGGACGGUUGGUGAUGUACGAGGAGAAUCUUAAGCACCAUGUCACUGCUUAUUGGUUAUAUCAGCUAGGAACUGUUAUUUUCUCUGACACUUCUGGAAAUAAGGUGGAUGCACAUUAUCUACAGAUUUUGGAGAAUCUCGAUGAGAUUAACAACUACUCAUGGGCCACCGGGGUGCUUACAUUUGUGUUAGGACAGAUGGAUAAAGGGUCGAGGAUUAAGACAACUCAAAUUGGAGGUUACUUAACUCUUAUUCAGGUUUGGAUCUACGACCACUUCACUUCACUGAAAUUGGCUACGGAAAAGAAACCUUAUCCCUAUGGCCAACCUACAGCAGGAAAAUGGGUGUUUUUGGAUGCACUAAAGAAGUCUAAAGAAGAGCAGUUGGCUUCGUUGAGGGAGAAAUUGGAUAAUUUGAUGGUGAUCGAUGUGGUGUUUCACCCAUACACGGUACCCGAUGAUGAAGAGGUACCUGAAGACGACAUGCAAGGUUACUUAGUCGUCCCGGGUUACUAUGGACCAAUUUGGUAUCCUAACGGCUACGCAAUCUAUAAUCCAAGGAGAGUACUAAGACAACUUUCUUGUGUUCAAAUGGAUCCAAAUGUGGAGAAAGAAAAUUUCGAGUUGCAGGUUCGAGGAACAAAGAACACCGAGAACUAUUUUAUCCCAAAAUACGAACCAACUCCCACGGUGGAACAUUGGAAUAAUUUAAAGAAAUACUACAUAUCUAGAGCUGAUUAUGUACCUUGUGGUGAAGAUGUAAAUGCAUGCGAAGAAAAUUACAUGGAGUGGCAUCAAGAGAUUAAUCAUCCUUUUGUGAUUAAUAAAGAACAACAAUCUCGUACUGAUAAGGCGAAGGCGAAGGCAAAGGACAGGGAGGCUAAGAGAGCUCAGAAGGAGAUGCCUAUUUGUGGAGAAGAAGCCGUGAAGAAGGGUAAGAACUUGUUAAAGAAAUGGAUGACUCGAAUCCGUAGUGGAGAUUCGAUUUCGGCAGAGGAACAACCCGUGAUCCAUGGCCAAUGGGAGGAACUUAUAUCUCAAAUAAUGGUGGAGGAGAGUUGGUCUAAGAAAUUCAAGAGGGGUCGACAACAAGGAGAAGGUUCAAGCUGCGACGCUCGUGGAGGAGAUGGAUCCGGUGGAGUUCAAUCCCCAACUGAUGAGGGAGUUCAACACAACACUCGUGGUAAAAGAGUUCGUCGUAGUAGUCGUUGA
This is a messenger RNA of Papaver somniferum (opium poppy), 4386 nucleotides long. Its product is annotated as subtilisin-like protease SBT1.4. Bases 1 to 4386 code for a protein of 1461 amino acids. Gene Ontology annotation, molecular function: serine-type endopeptidase activity. The transcript has 6 exons. The record is from RefSeq and is a predicted model, not a curated record. NCBI's taxonomy places the organism in Eukaryota, Viridiplantae, Streptophyta, Magnoliopsida, Ranunculales, Papaveraceae. Gene Ontology annotation, biological process: proteolysis.